UCCCAGAGCAAGCCUCUGGCUGUGCUAUCUUGGCGCCUUCCACUGUCAGCUCCAACUUGCUUCCUCCGGGAGACUAAGAGAGAGUCUCCUUCCCAAGACGCCGCGGCAUCUCUGCCCCUUUUAGCAGCCGAGCUCCAGGACCGAGACGUAGAAAAAUAACCAAUGGCUCUCUUCCUGACUCUUUGGACAGUAUUUCUGUUGGCACUGAUGCAUUUUAGUACAUGUAAAAGUACAGGAUCAUCUGAUUAUUUAGUAUUUCCUACUGAAUCUCUUAAUGUUUUUAUCCGUUCUAAAGAACAAUGCUUGGAUAUAGAAUGGACUGUAAACCCGCAUGCUUAUACUUUGAAUUUAAAAAUGAUUUUCCAAAUAGAUAUCAGAAGAACUACAUUUUCCAACAUUGUUGAAAAGAAAAAUUAUGCCACAAUUUUGAUACCUAAUGAAACUCUGCAAUGGUGUUGGCAUUCAGCACUCCCUUUAGAAUGUACUUCCCAUUUUGUGAGAAUCAGAAGUAUGGUGGAUGAUGAAAGAUUCCCAGAGUUUAAGUUUUGGAGUUCCUGGAGCUCAUGGGUGAAAUCCGAAGGGAAGGAUUCCUCAGGCCAAUAUCACAUUUUUCCUGUUGAUAAAAUAUAUGUUGAAGAAGAUUCCAAUGUCACCUUUUGCUGCAUUUCCAGGACAGAUAAUGAGAAAGUAGACUUUUUAUAUGAAAGAAGAGAUAGUCAGAGAACAAAACUGAGCCCCCGUAUGACAAUGUUUGAAGUGAAUAAUGUUUCCUUUAUUAGGAGGGAAGGAUCAAAUGCCUACUGUAAGUUUAAUUCUGACAAUUCAAACAUUCGAGGAGUUGUCCUAUAUGUAGUAGGAUCAUCUGAUUAUUUAGUAUUUCCUACUGAAUCUCUUAAUGUUUUUAUCCGUUCUAAAGAACAAUGCUUGGAUAUAGAAUGGACUGUAAACCCGCAUGCUUAUACUUUGAAUUUAAAAAUGAUUUUCCAAAUAGAUAUCAGAAGAACUACAUUUUUCAACAUUGUUGAGAAGAAAAAUUAUACCACAAUUUUGAUACCUAACGAAACUCUGCAAUGGUGUUGGCAUUCAGCACUCCCUUUAGAAUGUACUUCCCAUUUUGUGAGAAUUAGAAGUAUGGUGGAUGAUGAAAGAUUCCCAGAGUUUAAGUUUUGGAGUUCCUGGAGCUCGUGGGUGAAAUCCGAAGGGAAGGAUUCCUCAGGCGAAUAUCACAUUUUUCCUGUUGAUAAAAUAUAUGUUGAAGAAGAUUCCAAUGUCACCUUUUGCUGCCUUUCCAGGACAGAUAAUGAGAAAGUAGACUUUUUAUAUGAAAGAAGAGAUAGUCAGAGAACAAAACUGAGCCCCCGUAUGACAAUGUUUGAAGUGAAUAAUGUUUCCUUUAUUAGGAGGCAAGGAACAAAUGCCUACUGUAUGUUUAAUUCUGACAAAUCAAAAGUUCAAGGAGUUGUACUAUAUAUAGUAGGAGUAAUAGAAGAGCCCAAGAAUUUUUCUUGUCAAACUCGGGAUUUACAGACCUUGGACUGUACAUGGGAUCCAGGAAGAGAUACAUUGUUGCAAGAGGAAAUUAUGCCAACCAACUACAAUUUAUUUGAAUGGUUUUCCCAGAAAAAAGUCAACUGUGUUCACAGAAAUUGGUGUACUUGGCAACUAACCUCUGAUAUACAGGACAUGUAUAACUUCACACUGACAGCAGAAAAUGAACUUAGAAAGAGAAGAGUGGACAUUCUCUUUAAUGUAACCCAACAAGUUCAACCAAAGCUUGUUGAUGAAAUAUCUAUUGAACAUUUAAGUGAAACAGAGGCAACACUGAAAUGGAAAAUUAUUCCCAAUCAAAAAAGACUCAGUUUUUUGUGUCAGAUUGAAAUCUAUCACAAUGGAAAAGUAAUACAGUACAAUACUUCCAACUCUCAAUUUACUUUAAGAGAACUACAACCUUAUACAGCAUAUUCAACUCGAGUACGUUGCUGCACUGCAAACCACUUUUGGAAAUGGAGUGAAUGGAAAAGCAAAAACUUCACCACAAAAGAAGAUGUGCCCUCAGGGGCUCUCGAUGUCUGGAGAAUUGUGGAACCAGUUUCAAUGGGAUAUAAUGUGAAAAUAUUCUGGAAGCCUCUACCAACAUUUCAAGCUAAUGGAAAAAUCCAAAAUUAUAGCAUAGUUAUGAAAACACUGGGAGAAGUGCAUAGGGAGAACAUUUUCUUUUCUGAAUCAGACAGUAACAGCACUGAAAAAAUUAUUGACCAACAAUCCUAUGAGAUUAGUGUUGUAGCCUUCAAUAGUAUUGGAUCUUCUACCCCUUCAGUCAUCGUGGUCUCUGGAGAUACUGAAAACAGUGCACAAAACAUAACAGAAGAGAGAGUUAAUGGCUCAAGAGAUGGAAUAUAUCUGUCUUGGAAACCUGACCCAGCAAAAGCUGAAGGCUAUGUUGUAGAUUGGUGUAACUAUCCCCAGGAUGCAGUCUGUGAUUUCCAGUGGAAAAAAUUCGGUUCCAAUACCACCAGUGCAAUCAUCAGAUCUGCUGCUUUUCAGCCUGGAGUGAGAUAUAACUUUAGAAUUUAUGGAUUGUCCACAAAACACGAAGCUUAUUUACUAGAGAAAAAAACAGGAUAUACUCAGGAGCUGGCACUUGAUUGCAAACCAGUUGUGACUGUUGGUAAUUUGACUUCUACGUCAUUGACCUUGAAUUGGAAGGAUAAUUGCAUUGAUGAACCCCAGUAUGGCUUCUUUGAUGGGUACCACAUUUAUAUGAAAUCUGAAGUGGGAGGGUCCUGUGACCAAGAGACAGAAAAGCAAAAUUUUUCAGAUAAUAUAAUAGUCUGUAAAUACACAGUUCCAGAUAUAAAACAAAAGACUUUCAAUGUAAAAAAAUUACAGCCAAAGUCAACAUACAACUUUGAAGUUAAAGCUUACACGGGCGGUGGAGACAGCCUCGGAAGUUUUAUAGAGGUCACAACCGGAACCCCUGAAAACACCAAUUUAAUAAUGACUAUACUAUUUCCAAUGGCCUUCUUUUCUCUGCUGCUCAUCAUCGGAUUGAACUUGAAAAUUCAGUGGGUGAAGGAGAAGUGCUUCCCUGCUAUUCCAGAUCCUUACAAGAGCAGUGUCUUGUCACUGAUGAAAUUCAAGGAAAAUAUUCACCAGGCCACACUGAACACCAGUGACUGUAUUCCUGAUGCCAUUGAAGUUGUGAACAAGCCAGAAAUAAGUAAAAUGCAGGGAUCGAGGACAUUACUUAUGGGGAAUGAGAUCACCAAACCUGCCUAUCUCUACCUCCUUCCAACAGGAAAAGAUGCCUUGGACUCUCAAACCUGCAUCUGUUUUGAGAACUUCACUUAUCGUCAAGAAGCAUCUGACUUUGAUUCUUCUAGACAAAUUCAGAUGAUACCCACUGACCCAACAAGGUCUGUGGGGCCUGCUGAGCAUUUACUAAAUGUAGAAAAGGACUACAUUGGAUCACUGGACAAUAUUCCUGCCGGAGAAGCCAGUUUGAAUUACGUAUCCCAGUUGGCUCCAACUGGGUCCACGUCUGGAGACAAAGACAGUACUUCAUCUAAUCUUGAAGCAGCACACUGCUCAGAAUAUAAAAUGCAAAUGGUGAUGUCCACAGGCUUGGCCCUGUCCCUUCUUCCAGAAGAUGACAGACCCAUCUCAGUUACCUCUUUAGAUCAGCUUGAAAAACCAUGCUAACCAGUGUACAAAUUUUAUAUCUUCAUGCUCCAUGAUAUUAAGAGUUUCAGAUUCUCAGUGCUUAUGGGCUGAAAGCAUGUUUGUUACUGAAAUCAUUGUUUAGUCAGGCACAGGGGCCUAGGACUGCAUGCAAAAGGACUCCAAAAGGGCCUUGGAUAUCCUGUUAGGCUUUUUGGCCAGAGGGACAUUUUCAACAUUCUUCUGCUUACCUUGGAAAAAAAGGCUGAACUUAGAAACAGUAUACAAGGGAGCUUAUUUACUAUGCUGUCUCUUCAUAUAAUAAAACUAAUUUUCAAAUAGGUA
Messenger RNA from Antechinus flavipes (yellow-footed antechinus), 4005 nucleotides. It is a transcript of the gene OSMR, whose product is annotated as oncostatin M receptor. Gene Ontology annotation, molecular function: ciliary neurotrophic factor receptor binding; cytokine binding; leukemia inhibitory factor receptor activity. The record is from RefSeq and is a predicted model, not a curated record. The transcript is spliced from 21 exons. Gene Ontology annotation, biological process: cytokine-mediated signaling pathway; positive regulation of cell population proliferation. Gene Ontology annotation, cellular component: external side of plasma membrane; signaling receptor complex; membrane. The coding region runs from base 163 to 3702 and encodes 1179 amino acids. NCBI's taxonomy places the organism in Eukaryota, Metazoa, Chordata, Mammalia, Dasyuromorphia, Dasyuridae.